Messenger RNA from Cherax quadricarinatus, 3841 nucleotides. Lineage: Eukaryota; Metazoa; Arthropoda; Malacostraca; Decapoda; Parastacidae. The record is from RefSeq and is a predicted model, not a curated record.
AUGGAGGGAAUGAAUCAGUUUCAGUUAGUUGAUUUUGAUGAUGUAAGCAGUUCCUGCCUUACAGCGUGUGGUCUGCCCAACCGGCGGGCCAGGGUCGUGGGGGGUAACUACGCUGAGUUUAACGAGUACCCGUGGAUGGUCACCCUCAUGUACAAGAACCACUUCUACUGCGGUGGUACGCUCAUCAGCGAUAGAUAUGUCCUCACCGCCGCUCACUGCAUUAGAGGAGUGAGCGUGCACAGCCUGCAGGUGAUGGUGGGUGACCACAUCCGCAGUUUUCCCAUAGAGACCAACAGCAAGGAGUACAGAGUCGUCUACGCUAUCUACCACCCGCACUUCAACCAUACCACCUAUAACAACGACAUUGCCCUCAUCAAACUCAACCACAAGGUUGAAUACAAGUGGUACUCACGCCCAGCCUGUCUCCCUCUGCCCGAUAGUGACUAUGUGGGAGAGCUAGGUGUGGUGACUGGGUGGGGUCGGGUGGGUGAGAAGGGCGACCCUACUGACACCUUGAAGGAGGCUCUUCUUCCCAUCUUCUCCAACCCUGUGUGCCGAGCCCUCCGCUACCACCCCCAUGAAAUCACCGACAACAUGAUGUGUGCAGGUUAUGUCCACGGGGGAACAGACUCCUGCCAUGGUGACAGUGGAGGUGGCCUACUCUGGCAGGGAAACGAUGGCAAAAUGGAUGUGAUAGGUGUGGUAUCAUGGGGUGAUGGGUGUGGGCGGAGGGGCUACCCUGGCGUCUACACACGAGUCACCAACUACCUCUCCUGGAUCGAGGAACAUACCAAGGACAGCUGCUAUUGCGGCAGAAGGCGUGGGAGAUCUUGAUGAAGAUUUACUUGCUAAAAAAUUAUGGAUGAUUAUACCAUAUAAUGUACAUAAAAUAUUGAUAUGGUAUGUUUAUGAAGAAAUGUAAGGAUAGUUAUAUAUUGAAAAGACUUCAGUAUGAAUAGUUUGUACAAACGUCCGUAUGAAGUUUAUACUGCAAACAUAUUCAUUCAGGUGUUAGAAAUUAAAAAACAUUCACACACAGUAUUAAUAGCUAAAUAUUAUGUUUAUACUUCAAUAGUUGUGAUUACAUGAAUAUAAGACAGUAUAUAAUUAUCAUCAUAUCGCUGAAUUGUUGUAUGAAUGAUGGUGAAUGUGUCUCCUUUACCCUACCUUGGUGAGACAGCUGAAGAUAUAAAAAAAAAAGCACUGGAAUACUCAGUAUUCACAUGUUCUUGUUUUUUCACACGUCAGCUGUCUCCCACCGAGGCAGGGUGACCCAAAAAAGAAAGAAGCACUUUCACCAUCAUUCAACACUGUCACCAUCAUUCACACUUAAUCACUGUCUUUGCAGAGGCACCCAAAUAUGAUAGUUUAGAUGUCACUCCAAACAGCCAAUAUUCCAAACACCUCCUUUCAAGUGCAGCAUUUGUACAUAUUAUAUACUUAUACUGAGCUAUGUAUAGAAAGAGGUUUGGUAAUAAGUAAUACAUAUUUUAUGAAAAAGAGGAUAAGUAUACAAGGUAUGAUACUGCACGUAAUGAAAGUAGUUUGUUAGAUUAUAUAUUGGUGGAUAAAAGGUUGAUGGGUAGGCUUCAGGAUGUACAUGUUUAUAUAGGGGCAACGGAUAUAUUGGAUCAUUAUUUAGUUGUAGCUACAGUUAAGAGUAAGAGGUAGAUGGGACAAAAGGAAAAUGUCAACAGCAAGUAAGAGAGAGGUGAAAGUAUAUAAACUAAGGGAGGAGGAAGUUAGGCUGAGAUAUAAGCAAUUAUUGGCAGAAAGGUGGGCUAAUGCAUGUAUGAGUAGUGGGGGGGUUGAAGAGAGUUGGGAUACUUUUAAAAAUGCAUUAUUAGAAUGUGGGGCAGAAGUUUGUGGCUAUAGGGGGGUGGGUGCAGGAGGAAAGAGGAGUGACUGGUGGAAUAAUGAAGUAAAGGGUGUGAUAAAAGAGAAAGAGGUAACUUAUGAGAGGUUUUUACAAAACAGAAGUGUUAUAAGAAGAGCAGAGUAUAUAGAGAGUAAAAGGAAGGUGAAGAAAGUGGUGAAAGAGUGCAAAAGGAAUGCAGAUGAUACGGUGGGAGAGGCAUUGUCAAGAAAUUUUGAAGAAAAUAAGAAAAAAUUUUGGAGUGAAAUAAACAAGCUAAGAAAGCCUAGGGAAUGAAUGGAUUUGUCAGUUAAAAACAGAGUAGGGGAGUUAGUAGAUGGGAAGCUGGAGGUAUUGGGUAGAUGGCGGGAAUAUUUUGAGGAACUUUUAAAUGUCGAUAAAGAAAGGGAGGCGGUAAUUUCAUGCACUGGCCAGGGAAGUAUCACAUCUUUUAGGAGUGAAGAGCAGAAUGUGAGUGUGGGGGAAUGUGCAUGAGGCAUUACGUACAAUGACGGGGUAAAGCAGCUGGAAUUGACGGAAUCAUGAGAGAAAUGUUAAAAGUAGGGGGGAUAUAGUAUUGGAGUGGUUGGUAUUUUUGUUUAAUAAAUGUAUGAAAGAGGGGAAGGUACCUAGGGAUUGGCAGAGAGCGUGUAUAGUUCCUUUAUAUAAAGGGAAGGGGAACAAAAGAGAUUGUAAAAAUUAUAGGGUAAUAAGUUUACUGAGUAUAUCAGGUAACGUGUUAUUAUUGAAAGAAUUAGAAGUUAAACAGAGAGUAGGAUUGCAGAUGAGCAAGGAGGCUUUAGAGUGGGUAGGGGAUGUGUAGAUCAAGUGUUUACAUUAAAGCAUAUAUGUGAACAGUAUUUAGAUAAAGGUAGGGAAGUUUUCACUGCAUUUAUGGAUUUAGAAAAAGCAUAUGAUAGUGUGGAUAGGGGAGCAAUGUGGCAGAUGUUACAUGUGUAUGGAAUAGGUAAUAAGUUACUAAAUGCUGUGAAGAGUUUUUAUGAGGAUAGUGAGGCUCAGGUUAGUGUGUGUAAGAGAGAGGGAGAUUACUUCUCGGUAAAAGUAGGUCUUAGACAGGGAUGUGUAAUGUCACUAUGGUUAAUAUAUUUAUAGAUGGGGAUGUAAAAGAAGUAAAUGCUAGGGUGCUGGGGAGAGGGGUGGGAUUAAAUUAUGGGGUAUCAAGCAAAAAAUGGGAGUUGACACAGUUACUUUUUGCUGAUGAUGCUGUACUUAUGGGAGAUUCUAAAGAAAAGUUGCAAAGGUUAGUGGACGAGCUUGGGAGGGUGUGUAAAGGUAAAAAGUUGAAUGUGAACAGAGAUAAGAGUAAGGUGAUGAGGGUAAUCAAAUGAUUUAGAUAAAAACAAAUUGGAUAUCACAUUGGAGAGAGGGAAUAUGGAAGAAGUGAAUGUUUUCAGAUAUUUGGGAGUUGACGUGUCAGUGAAUGGGUUUAUGAAGGAUGAGGUUAAUUAUAGAAUUGAUGAAGGAAAAAAGGUGAGUGGUGUGUUGAGGUAUAUGUGGAGACAAAAAACGUUAUCCGUGGAGGCAAAGAAGGAAAUGUAUGAAAGCAUAGCGGUACCAACACUCUUAUAUGGGUGUGAAGCUUGGAUUGUAAAUGCUGCAGCAAGGAGGCAGCUGGAGGCAGUGGAGAUGUUCUGUCUCAGGGCAAUGUGUGGUGUAAAUAUUAUGCAGGGAAUUCGGAGUGUGGAAAUUAGGAGAAGGUGUGGAGUUAAUAAAAGUAUUAGUCAGAGGGCUGAAGAAGGGUUGUAGAGGUGGUUUGGUCAUUUAGAGAGAAUGGAUCAAAGUAGAAUGACUUGGAGAGUGUAUAAAUCUGUAGGGGAAGAAAGACGGGGAAGGGGUCGUCCUCGGAAAGGUUGGAAGGAGGGAGUAAAGGUUUUAUGGGCAAGGGGCUUGGACUUCCAGCAAGCGUACAUGAGUGUGUUAAUAACAAAAAAGGCGCAAUACCGUGACUGGAACGAUACACAAAUA